This is a messenger RNA of Octopus sinensis (East Asian common octopus), 1518 nucleotides long. RefSeq names its product gastrula zinc finger protein XlCGF8.2DB-like. Gene Ontology annotation, molecular function: DNA-binding transcription factor activity, RNA polymerase II-specific; RNA polymerase II cis-regulatory region sequence-specific DNA binding. Gene Ontology annotation, biological process: regulation of transcription by RNA polymerase II. Gene Ontology annotation, cellular component: PcG protein complex; transcription regulator complex. NCBI's taxonomy places the organism in Eukaryota, Metazoa, Mollusca, Cephalopoda, Octopoda, Octopodidae. The record is from RefSeq and is a predicted model, not a curated record. The transcript has 6 exons. The coding region runs from base 406 to 1518 and encodes 370 amino acids.
AUUACGUUUCCCGCUGAAUGGCUUUUUUGGUGUGGUUUGCGUUAAUUGACUUUUAGCACUGAUUUAUUUAUCAUAACAGGAGGUGAAAUGUUAGUGAUACUUCAUGAAUAUUGAUCAUCUAAUGGAAGAUGUUAUAAAUAUUUGACAUAACUCUGUUUAUAUGAUUUGUCUAUGGUGGAAAACUGUGAAAUAUUUCUUCUGAAUUAAUGGCAACAUUUGUUUCCAUCAUUGCCUGGAAUAUUUGCUAAAGUAUUUCACAUUAUGUUUGGAGUGGAGAUAUCUGCAAAGGUGUUUGUAUCAUCUUCAGGUAUUGAUGAAGAUCGGAACUGCUGGAAAUAACAGCAAUAGAAACAUAUAAAAAAGGAAGCAAAAUUAUAUUUUGUGUGUGUAUACUAUAGAACAAUAAUGAAUCCUCAAGAGAUGACAAAAGAAAGAGAAAAAUUAUCACACCAAUGUGAUAUCUGUAAAAUGACUUUUUCUAAUCAGGGAAAUCUCACUGUUCACAAAUUCAUUCAUGCAGGUAGGAAGCCAUAUGACUGUGAUGUCUGUGGUAAAUCAUUCUCUCAGAAAAGUAACCUUACCUCUCACAAAUCCAUUCAUACAGGAGAGAAACCAUAUGAAUGUGAUAUUUGUUGUAAAUCAUUCUCUCAGAAAAUUCACCUUACUAGACACAAAUCCAUUCACACAGGUGAGAAACCAUAUCAAUGUGAUAUCUGUGGAAAUUCAUUCUCUGAUAAAUGUCACCUUUCUUCUCACAAAUACAUUCAUACAGGUGAGAAACCAUAUCAAUGUGAUAUUUGUGGUAAAUCAUUCUCCCAUAAGCACAUCCUUACUUCUCACAUAUCCAUUCAUACCGGAGUGAAACCUUAUCACUGUGAUAUUUGUGGUAAAUCAUUCUCUCAAAGGACUGGCCUUUCUUAUCACAAAUCUGUUCAUACUGGAGAGAAACCAAAUCAGUGUGAUAUUUGUGGUAAAUCAUUCUCUCAGAAAAGUAGCCUUACCACUCACAAAUACAUUCAUACAGGAGAGAAACCUCAUCAAUGUGAUGUCUGUGGAAUGUCAUUCUCUCAAAAAAGUAGCCUUGAUUCUCAUAAAUACAUUCAUACAGGUGAGAAACAAUAUCACUGUGAUAUUUGUGGUAAAUCAUUCUCCCAUAAGCACAUCCUUACUUCUCACAUAUCCAUUCAUACAGGAGUGAAACCUUAUAACUGUGAUAUUUGUGGAGAGAAAUCAUAUCACUGUGAUGAAUCCUUUUCAUCAAAAAGUCAUUUAACUACUCACGAACUCACUCAUGCUCAUAAGAGGCCAUAUCCCUGUGAUAUUUGUGAUACUCGUAUAAAGGAGUUUUACGUGAGAUACAUCAUGAAUAUUGAUCAUGUUUUGAAAACGAAUUCUGCUCAUACUGGAGAGAAACUAUGUGACUGUGAUGUCUGCAGCAAAUCAUUCUAUUGUGAAUAUGCUGUAUAUACUUAUAAACGUAUUCAUACAGGAGAGAAACUCUACUGCUGUGAUACCUGA